Sphaeroforma arctica JP610 is the source of this 2444-nucleotide messenger RNA. RefSeq lists its product as hypothetical. The transcript is spliced from 2 exons. Lineage: Eukaryota; Ichthyosporea; Ichthyophonida. The record is from RefSeq and is a predicted model, not a curated record. Gene Ontology annotation, cellular component: Golgi apparatus. Bases 228 to 1538 code for a protein of 436 amino acids. Gene Ontology annotation, molecular function: glycosyltransferase activity.
UAUUGAUGUGAAUAUGUUUUGUCUCAUACUGGUCACGUGUAUGUAUAUUAAUACCUAGACUACGAUGGUGUCUUCGCAGAGAGCCUUUCGCUAUCCUUUCCUGCACAACCUAUAGAUGCCUCGAAUGAUUUAUUAGUUCUGGGUGUUGUCAUUUCUGUUUUGAAUUUCUUACCUCAAACAUCAACAAGGACCAUCACUAGGGUUGCUAGCUGUUUUGAAGGUUGAAGAUGGCGAUAAGAAUAUCCCAUCAACUGCGCCAGCCUCGCACUGUAUUUGGCUGUAUAGUGAUCUUCAUAAUGAUCGCUAGUGCAUACAAAAGCUUGGCGGAAGAUUUAGUAACAGUUGAAAAUUUUGACCAGUACGGUGCACACAAGAACGAAGAGGUGUACCUGCGCCCCCAGGCGAUGAAAUUUACUACGAAUACGCAGCCGACACAGUUAUCAGUAAACAAUGCCGGCAACAUAAUGUGCACACCAGUAGAGAAAGAAAAGUACUUAGAUGAGAGAAUCGUAGAUACAAACAGAUUGUCUGAUAUGCUUAAAACCGUAUCAAUUAACAAGCGCAUCAUAGUGAGUUUCGCAUCCAACAGCCAGCGAGUGCUUCUGCGCAACUUCAUGUGCUCUGUGAAGCGCCGUCAUACCAAUUGGAUAAUUAUACCAUUCGACGAGGUUACACACAACGACGUUACAAGAAUAUUCGGCGCAGAACACAGCUUCUUCGAUUCUAAGAUGUUAGGCGAUGAAUUAGUGGCUGACUGGGAUCGCGAUGGUGACAACCAGGAGUAUGUCUGGAGGGAUCUGAUGCAUGUAAAAGUCAAUGCCGUUCGAGCCAUACUUCGUCUGGGGUACGACGUGUUCAUUGCGGAUGCAGAUACCUCCGUAGUCAGGAACAUAGCCAAGUAUGCGAGCUUGAAUGAUCAGUGUGAUAUGAAGUUUCAGGCGGAUUCGAAACUGGCACUGACAUACGAGGGCUAUAGAGGCGAGAAGAAAUUCAACUGUGGCGUUUACUUUGUGAAGAAGUCACCACAAGUGCUCAGACUGUACGAUGUCUGGGCAGAUCAGUUUAAUUGUCUGGAAGGUUUCAGGGAACAGAGAGCGUUACACUUGACGUUGCAAACCCUUCAGGAACAUCAGGACUACUAUGUAUACGAUCCGCGCACUGACACACCGUUUUACGGGGAGAAAGCCGUGGACGAAAACAAUGUAAAUAUAACCAUCCCCGAGAUUAGUGAGGCGGAUAGGAAGGCUCUAGCAGCAGCAAAUACCGGCAUCAAAAUGUGUUACUUGAACCCGGCUGAUUUCCCCAACGGAGGUUUGUAUUUUGGUCAGAACAAACCUUUCAGGGCCAUGUACGGCGCCAAGGCUCCGGUGAUGUUGCAUACCAAUUAUAUGAAGAGUAAAUUGGAGCGGAAGAUCAACGCAUUUGAAGUGGUGGGAGCCUGGUUUCUCGAUAGCACCCUACAGUGUACGGUACGGGCACAGAAGCCACUCAGCAAACCUCUUACUGCUAAGGAGCUCUUCGAACGGGUUGAUGAUUGACGACAAGGUGUGUGGCGCAUUUGAUCACACACUUCACUGAAAGAACGGGGACGAGCGAUCCUAACAAUGCAUUGUAUUGCAUUGAAGCAGCGUCCACACUGUCCGUAGAUGGGGCACUCAGAUAUCAAUUCAUCCCUGGUGAAUAACUUACAUAUCCCAAAUUGGACGAGGAACGAUAGCAGCAUACGCUACCAGGGCAACGGAUAAUGUCGAAGCUCAAUUUAUACGAAGAUAGUUCAGGGCACACUAGCAGUUAAAUUGCAAACGACUCAGCCUAAAUCCGUUCAUAGUUCGGUCCACUCAAGAGUAUGGUGACCAUGCCUUUGUUCCACGGAUCAAACACAUAUAAUACAAUUGCAGCUGGACUGUAGGUGGCUAUACAGCCGUGGUUUACGUACCUCACAUACUGAUUACUAACUUGCCAUAUCUGUGACGCCCUGUCAUGAGGCAUGCUUAAAACUCCACCAUUGACGGUAUAUGGGGGCUGGAAUCCUAUGAGUUGGAGCCAGUGUGCCACAUCGACACUACUUUAUAUGACACCAGUUGUGCGAUACCCUGACAUGCACAGAGGUCUGGAGAGAUAUCUUCGUCAGUCAAGAAAGUACCACUCGAACACAAGCGCAAUCACCCACACCAACAAGCCAUCACAUGCACUUGAAACUUCUACAUUGCAAUUUGCCUCUGGUCGUCUCACUGGCGAUAUGGGGACGCGCGUUACAUUACUUUGAGCAUUCGCAGUUUCACACAUCCUCCUGUAUGAUAAUACGAAGGGACGAGACACAGUGACAUUCGUAAAUCGACAUAUAAACAAGUCUACCAUCAAUUUUCGGCGGUUAUCUAAAAGCCUGUGACUCAACGCACCAAUAUUUGCACGUGCCAUCUCUGUCGACGAAUAUUAAACCACUA